This is a messenger RNA of Neomonachus schauinslandi (Hawaiian monk seal), 1498 nucleotides long. It is a transcript of the gene CNN1, whose product is annotated as calponin 1. Gene Ontology annotation, molecular function: actin binding. NCBI's taxonomy places the organism in Eukaryota, Metazoa, Chordata, Mammalia, Carnivora, Phocidae. The coding region runs from base 92 to 985 and encodes 297 amino acids. The transcript has 7 exons. Gene Ontology annotation, biological process: actomyosin structure organization. The record is from RefSeq and is a predicted model, not a curated record.
AAGAGUUUGCAGACGGAGCCUUAGCAGCUGCCUCGGUCGGGUCCUCAGAGGGUCCUCAGAGCUACUGCUACCGCGGCCCACCACCAGCGGCAUGUCCUCUGCUCACUUCAACCGGGGCCCCGCCUAUGGCUUGUCGGCUGAGGUCAAGAACAAGCUGGCCCAGAAGUAUGACCACCAGCGGGAGCAGGAGCUUCGAGAGUGGAUCGAGGGGGUGACAGGGCGCCGCAUUGGGAACAACUUCAUGGAUGGCCUCAAAGAUGGCAUCAUUCUUUGCGAGUUCAUCAAUAAGCUCCAGCCAGGCUCCGUGAAGAAGGUCAAUGAGUCGACCCAAAAUUGGCACCAGCUGGAAAACAUCGGCAACUUCAUCAAGGCCAUCACCAAGUAUGGGGUGAAGCCCCACGACAUUUUUGAGGCCAACGACCUGUUUGAGAACACCAACCACACCCAGGUGCAGUCCACCCUCCUGGCCCUGGCCAGCAUGGCCAAGACGAAAGGGAGUAAGGUGAACGUAGGGGUGAAGUAUGCAGAGAAGCAGGAACGGAAAUUUGAGCCAGAGAAGCUAAGAGAAGGGCGGAACAUCAUCGGGCUGCAGAUGGGCACCAACAAGUUUGCCAGCCAGCAGGGCAUGACGGCCUAUGGCACCCGGCGUCACCUCUACGACCCCAAGCUGGGCACGGACCAGCCCCUGGACCAGGCCACCAUCAGCCUGCAGAUGGGCACCAACAAGGGAGCCAGCCAGGCCGGCAUGACUGCACCCGGGACCAAGCGACAGAUCUUCGAGCCAGGGCUGGGCAUGGAGCACUGUGACACACUCAACGUCAGCCUGCAGAUGGGCAGCAACAAGGGGGCCUCACAGAGGGGCAUGACAGUGUAUGGGCUGCCGCGCCAGGUCUAUGACCCCAAGUACUGCCUGACGCCCGAGUACCCGGAGCUGGGCGAGCCCGCCCACAACCACCACGCGCACAACUACUACAACUCUGCCUAGGGCCCUGGGCCCCCCCCCCGCCUUCCCCCCCCCCCGGAGGCUAGCUGCUGCUCUCGGCAUGGCCGAGCUGGCCCCGCCGACCCCCUCCCCCUGCAUGGCGUCCUCCAGCCCCCUGGCACCUGCCUACAGGGUUAGCGUUGGGGGGGGGCAGACUGGGGGGGGGCGUGUGUAUCAGGGGGAAGGGGGCCCUCCUCCCUGGAGCGCCGCAGGAUCCAACAUCGAGCCGGGUGUGCCCAACAGCACCCAAAGGACGCACUGAGCAAAGCUACCCCAGCUGUCCCCCACUCCCUCACAGGUGGGUCCCCGCAGGGCAAGAAGUCCCCCCCAGCAAAGCCCCCAGAGCCCAGGCUCGGCCCGCCCCCACCCCAUCCCCGCAGUGGGAGCAAACUGCAUGCCCAGAGGCGCAGCGGACACACGCGGUUUGGUUUGCAGCGACUGGCAUAAAAUGUGGAUGUGACAGCGGCGUUUGUAAUGCAAGCACUUUCUUUUUCUAUUUCACUGGAGCACAAUAAA